AUGCCCGAGAUUGGAGAAGUCGCGCGCAUUGUCCAUUAUCUCAAGAAGCACCUUGUUGGGAAGACUAUUGCAGCAGUCAAAACUCAAGAAGAUGACAUUGUCUACGGCAAAGUGGGCACAUCCGCAACCGCCUUCAAGAAAGCCAUGACCGGCAAGAAAGUUCUCGAUGCACGGCAACAAGGCAAAUACUUCUGGCUGGUCAUGUCAUCACCUCCGCACCCCCUGAUGCACUUCGGCAUGACCGGCUGGAUGAAGUUUUCCAACGACGAUACAUCGUACUAUAAACCGACGAAACAGGAAGAAGAGCAGUGGCCGCCAAAGUUCUGGAAGUUUGUCCUUGAGACAGCUGAGGAGCCCAAAUGCGAGGUGGCUUUUGUGGAUGCACGACGGCUUGCUCGAAUCAGACUGGUGGACGCCGAGGGGGACAAGAUGAGACUGACGACGCCUCUGAAGGAAAACGGCCCCGACCCGGUGAUAGACCGUGAUACCAUCACGCUGGAAUGGCUUUCUCGCAAAAUGCGGAGUAAAAGAGUGCCAGUGAAGGCUCUCCUGUUGGACCAAGCAAACAUCAGCGGCGUCGGCAACUGGGUAGCGGACGAGGUUCUCUAUCAAGCCAAAAUACACCCCGAACAAUACAGCAACACAUUCAGCGACGACCAAAUGAAGCAGCUGCACAACUCCCUCAUCGGCGUGUGCAAAAUCGCGGUGGACACACUGGCCGACUCCAGCCAGUUUCCAGAGAAUUGGCUUAUGAGAUACAGGUGGUCAAAGGGCAAAAAAGAAGGCGGUAAACUGCCAUCGGGAGAAAAAAUCCAAUUUCUCAAAGUGGCUGGAAGAACGUCUGCGAUCAUCCCUAGCGUUCAAAAGAAGACAGGUCAAGUUGCUGGUGACGUUUCUGCGGAUGUGGAGGACUCGCAGGAAGACGUAGAUGGCGCUGAUAGUGCCAGUGAGGAGGAGGCAAGUAAGAAGAAGCCAGCCCGACGCACCAAGAACAGCGGCAAGGCCAAGACGAACGGUGCGCAGGCCGGGAAAGAGCCGAAACCUUCGAAGCCGGUCAAGAGGGGCAGAGGCAAGCCCCAAGCCCAAGUUGAAGAUGAGAUCGAUGAGCCGGACCAUGAGAAGGAGGAUGAUGUGGAAGAAGAGCAAGGGAGGAAGAGGCGGAAGACAGCAGCCGCUGCCAGCAAGUCCUCGAAGAAGUCCGCUAAGGACAAUGCACUCAAAGAAGAAUCCGCUGUGCCCAAGGACGAAGACCAUUUGGGCAGGAGAAGGUCUACGCGGAUCAGCAAGGCAUAA
Molecule: messenger RNA, 1293 nt
Organism: Coniosporium apollinis CBS 100218
Lineage: Eukaryota; Fungi; Ascomycota; Dothideomycetes
Exons: 4
Coding region: 1-1293 (430 amino acids)
Biological process (GO): base-excision repair
Cellular component (GO): nucleus
Molecular function (GO): DNA N-glycosylase activity; damaged DNA binding; DNA-(apurinic or apyrimidinic site) endonuclease activity
Source: RefSeq, a predicted model, not a curated record